GCAGUCACUUCCCUCUGACCUGCCAGGUGGGCAGAGCUCUCCCUGCGGCCCCCAGCCCCACGGGGUGAGGUGGGGGGUCCCGAAGCCGACCGGGAGCCUGGGCCUGGAGAAGUUCCAGAGUCCUUCCUGGCUUCAGGAUAGCCCUGGGCUGCAAAGAGGGGGCUCCACCCGCUGGAGUGCUCAGACUUCAGCCUGUGACCCAUCCGUGAGUCACACGAUCCAUCUUGUGGGUGGUGGCCAGGAUUUUUUUUUUUUCCCUUUAACGAAACAGAAGAGAAGAGAAGAAAAGCAAGUUAGCUGCUGCUUUGUGAGACCUGUGCUUGCCCUCCACACUCCUGGGGGAGACCAAGGUCUGAGAGGGCAAAGGACGCAGUCCCCUGCACUGGCCUCAGUACGCCCCCUCCCGCAGGAGCUGUCCAGCUUCUGAGUGUCUGCGGCCGGAUGACGUCAUCUGAUACUCGGAUGACGUCAUCUGAUACUCAGGUGACGUCGUCUGAUACUCGGGUGAUGCCUGCCCUGGCUGGCUGGCCGUAUCCCAUUUUGUUGGCUCAGGACCGUAAGGGCUUGAGUUUACUGCUCUGCUUCUCCUCUGGCUGUGUGACCCUGGGAAAAUCACCUCACCUCUCUGAUCCUUGGGUGUCAUCUGCAGAUGGGCCUGGUGAGAGUGGCAAGAGCACGUUCAUCAAGCAGAUGCGCAUCAUCCACGGGGCGGGCUACUCGGAGGAGGACCGCAAGGGCUUCCGGCCCCUCGUCUACCAGAACAUCUUCGUCUCCAUGCGGGCCAUGAUUGAGGCUAUGGACCGGCUGCAGAUCCCUUUCGGCAGGCCUGAGAGCAGUCACUAUGCCAGUCUGGUCAUGAGCCAGGACCCAUACAAAGUGACCACUUUCGAGAAGCGCUACGCCGUGGCCAUGCAGUGGCUGUGGAGGGACGCCGGCAUCCGGGCCUGCUAUGAGCGCCGCCGAGAGUUCCACCUGCUCGACUCGGCCGUGUACUACCUGUCCCACCUGGAGCGCAUCACCGAGGAGGGCUACAUCCCCACAGCACAGGAUGUGCUCCGAAGCCGCAUGCCUACCACCGGCAUCAAUGAGUACUGCUUCUCCGUGCAGAAGACCAACCUGCGGAUCGUGGAUGUCGGGGGCCAGAAGUCAGAACGCAAGAAGUGGAUCCACUGCUUCGAGAACGUGAUUGCCCUCAUCUACCUAGCUUCGCUGAGCGAAUACGACCAGUGUCUGGAGGAGAACAACCAGGAGAACCGAAUGAAGGAGAGCCUGGCCCUGUUUGGCACCAUCCUGGAACUGCCCUGGUUCAAAAGCACAUCUGUCAUCCUCUUCCUCAACAAAACUGACCUCCUCGAGGAGAAGAUCCCCACCUCCCACCUGGCUACCUACUUCCCCAGUUUUCAGGGCCCGAAGCAGGACGCGGAGGCAGCCAAGAGGUUCAUCCGGGACAUGUACAGCGGCAUGUACGCCGGCUGCGGGGACAGCGCGGACGGGGACAGGAGGGGCGCGCGCUCCCGGCGCCUCUUCAGCCACUACACGUGUGCCACGGACACCCAGAACAUCCGCAAGGUCUUCAAGGACGUGCGGGACUCGGUGCUGGCCCGCUACCUGGACGAGAUCAACCUGCUGUGACCCAGGCGCGGCUGCCCCCGGGCUCAGGCCCGCGCGUGGCAGGCGGGGCCUGCGGGCGGAGCGCUGCGCAGGGAGCCCGGUGCCCCCUGUCGCGCAGCCGCGGGUCCGGGUGGCGGAAGGGCCGCGAGUGAGUCAGGGGUGAAGGCGGUCGCCGCCCGCUCCUUUCUCCGACCCUCGCCAGGACAGCCCCGCGUUUGCCCUCCCUUGACUCCGUUUUCCCCCUCGGAAAGGGAGCACGACGGCCACUUGGGAUGGCAGGUGGGGGAAGAAGUGAGGGGAGCAGGCAUCGGGGACUUGCCCCACCCCUGGGUAGGUCCUCUCCAGGGAAGAGGCCGCGGACCCCCACGGAGGUGAUGCGCCAGCCCGGUGGCGGGGGAGCGGGCCUUCGGUCCGAGGGACCGGGCUCUGGCGCCCCCUAGCGGGGUUCCUUGACUUACAGACCCGUCACUCCGAGCUCCCCUCCUCACGGGAGGCGGCAUCCACCAGCCUGCGGUCUGCGUGGCGCGGCGACUUCCCGUUCUGGGCGGGAAGAGAGACCCGGAGAACGCUGUCCCUUCCAGAGUCUGCGCCUCAAAGUGCGUCCUGCCCUGUUUACAGACGAGGGAAACUGAGGCCACAGGCGUUCCCCCCACUUCCCAGUCUGGGGGCUCGGGCGCGCUGCAUCUUACAACUUCUCUGUAUUUAUUCCCUCCCCUUCUGUGGGGCCCCUUGCAAGACAUUAAAGACAUGUCUGGAGACCUGUGAUUUCCUAGGGGCGUCCUGUGCCUCACUGCGCGGCCCCUUCUCAGGGCGCCUGUCCCAGGUGGGGUAGCCACGUGGGGAAGGACGGGGGAGGUGGCGGUGUGCGUGCACCCGGGCAGGGCACGUCCUGGGAGCUGUGUGGGGCUGAUGCGCUUGGAGCCGAGCGCUGGAGUCGCCGUCUCUCCCCGGCCUGGGGGAGGGGGGCGGCAUUUGAGCCCAGCC
Mirounga angustirostris (Northern elephant seal) is the source of this 2595-nucleotide messenger RNA. It is a transcript of the gene GNA15, whose product is annotated as G protein subunit alpha 15. NCBI's taxonomy places the organism in Eukaryota, Metazoa, Chordata, Mammalia, Carnivora, Phocidae. Gene Ontology annotation, cellular component: heterotrimeric G-protein complex. Gene Ontology annotation, molecular function: G protein-coupled receptor binding; G-protein beta/gamma-subunit complex binding; GTPase activity. The transcript has 7 exons. Gene Ontology annotation, biological process: action potential; adenylate cyclase-modulating G protein-coupled receptor signaling pathway; phospholipase C-activating dopamine receptor signaling pathway. Bases 442 to 1632 code for a protein of 396 amino acids. The record is from RefSeq and is a predicted model, not a curated record.